AUGCCUAAAGAAACAUCCAACAACCACUCUAAAUCCCAUGCUCAUUCUCAUUCCAAUAGCCUAGUUCGUAGUAGUAAUAGUAGCAAUCAUAGUAGUAGUAGUAGGGACAUGAAUGAAUUCAAACCUAGUAAUGUGAUCAUGGACACAUUAUCAACCACACUCAACUCUCAGUCUCAACAUGAGAGUUGCAGAAUGCAUUCAAACAUCAACAACAACAACACGCACACUGUCAUCCAAGUAUCAUCCAUGCCGAGUAGUAGUAGUAGUAUCAGGUGCAACAACAUGUCCUCUCCACAUUCUCCACCAAAAACAUAUUCAGGAGGAUCAGUUGUUGCUGCUUCUUCUAGUCAUGCUGGUGAUGUAGAUGGACAACACAUGCGAUCCAACAACAACAACUCUUCCUCCAACAGCAUCACCAACCACAUGCAUCAUCCACAGCAGCAACAUGAUACUACAACAAGUACAUGGUCAUCUCUAUCACCUCCUCUUCAGCAUGUAAAUCCUCACACUACUACAACUACUACCACUAGUGGUGGAAAAACUAAAAAGAAAAUUAACACCAAGAAAUCAUCAGCAAUUAAAUUUCAAAUUGAAAAUCCUUCGGAUCCCAAUUACAAGAGUAUUACACAAAAAUCAAAUUAUAAGGAAAUUACUUUGGAAGAGAUGAGUCAAUAUUUUCAUUUGCCUCAAACACAAGCAGCAGAAUUAUUGGGAGUGAGUUUAAGUACUCUUAAGGUGAGUUGUUUUUCACAAGAUCUUAUUGAAAUGACCCAUUGUUGUGUUUUGAAACAACAGAGAAGAUUUUAUUCAUUUGGAAUUGGACGAUGGCCAAGUUAUGAAAAUAAUAAUAAUAAUAAUCAAACUGUGAGCCAAAACAAUAACCACAACGCAUUGACAUGCAAUACGAAUAAUAAUAAUAAUACUGGUAGAGGAACAAGUAGUAUAUCACCACCGUUUCAACCUUCAACACCUCCUUCCCAUUCCUCACAUCCCAGUACUCCAUGCAUUGGAAAUGCUCAACAUGCACAACAUGAAAAUAUUCUGCAUUCCUCUCAUGUACAAAGACCCAAUAUUCCCAACGAUGAUUCUCGAGAUUCUUUUUAUUAUAAUAUCAACAACAAUCAUGCAGCAUUUCAUUCAUCAGCUUCCAAUUUGGCAUCAUUACGGAAUUUCACAUCCCCUCCAAAUCCAGUUCUAUCAAAUUCUUCAUCCGUUGGAACGAGUAUUCCACAACGAUCCAACUUGAAUAGAACCAUGAUUUCACUCCAACAACAACCCACACAUUCAUCUCAACCACAUUUUCCUUCUACUGCUGCUGUUCACUCUCAUCAUUUGAGAGCUUCCAUUCCACCCUCCUCCAUGACGACACCUUAUGAUUCCACUCGAUCCUGUCCUUCAAUUCUUGAAAAUUCUUCAAUGAGUAGUAGUCAAGCUUUUUUGGGUAGCAGUCAAAAUAAUCAACGAAUUUCUCGUUCUACUCCUAGUUCAACUCAAUUGACAGAACAAAUAAUUUCGUAUUCGACUGACAAUCUAAACACAAAUACUCAGAACGGUCUCAUUGGAAACUAUCACGCCAUUUCACAAUAUUCCACUCAACCAAAUGAACAUCAGGAUUUGCAAAUUCGGCCGAUAAGGAGCAAGUUUAAUGAUCAUUCUGAUGCCUUACCUCCAAUCAAUCCAAUUGGAUCUUCCAACAACAAACAGCAAUUGCAAGGAAAUUCUCAAUCCUACCGCUAUCAUCCCUACCAACGAGUGCAGUCUCCACAACAACAACCCUCCCUAAUAACGAAUGAACAAUUCAUACAGCAAACAAAUCUAAGUGACAUGAGAAAUGUUAGUUCUUCGUAUCAACAUGAGCAGCGUCACUACCACCAAUAUUAA
This is a messenger RNA of Naegleria lovaniensis, 1881 nucleotides long. RefSeq lists its product as uncharacterized. The coding region runs from base 1 to 1881 and encodes 626 amino acids. The transcript has 4 exons. Gene Ontology annotation, molecular function: DNA-binding transcription factor activity. Lineage: Eukaryota; Heterolobosea; Eutetramitea; Acrasida; Naegleriidae. The record is from RefSeq and is a predicted model, not a curated record.